GCAACAAUUGAUAGGUUUACGGAGAAAACCUACAAACUCCCAAGAUCAUAAGAGAAGAAGAGAAACAUAAAACUAAAGUUUCAUUCAACAAUUUUCUCCUUAACUGUCAAAUGAACAUACAUAAUCUUAAAUAUGCAAAAGAAAAACUACUUUAACCAAAAUAUAGGAGUCAUGCAUGCACUAUUAACUAAACAUGGAUGCACUAAAUUAAAAGACAUGGAGAACAUGAGUAAACUAAUGCAUGAAAAUGUGGAUGAGAUGAUAGGCACGUAUCAUCCACCUCCACUGUCACAGAGAUUCAUGUUCCUCAUAUUACUAGGGUUGUUGUGGGAUUAUUCGGUUGUGUUUUCGUGGUGUUUUUGAUGUGUUUGGUAGGUGUCUGUGUGUACCAACUUAAACGUAAGUGUUCUACGGUCUUUCAUCCCUGCGCUUUCGUUUCAUGUGAUGAAUACAAGAUUAUCAUUGAUGAUGACUAUGGUGGACUCAGAGAAACAUUAACCCAUGAGGGCAAUAUGGUAAUUUCAAUCCAAGAUUUGAAAAAAGCCACCAACAAUUUCAGCCAACUUAACAUACUCGGUAGAGGAGGCUCCGCCACUGUUUACCAAGGAGAGUUAAAAGACGGAACCAAGAUUGCGGUCAAGAGGACCGAAUCGGUUCAUGAGUUUAAAUCCGAGGUUUCGGUUUUAACCAAGGUUAGACAUACACGUUUGGUGGCACUUCGCGGGUACUGUUUGGAUGGAGACCAGAGGCUUCUUCUUGCGAUCGAGUAUAUGCCUCAAGGGACGCUUACUCACUUUUUAUUUGACUGGAAAAAACAUGGUUUGAAACCGCUCGAAUGGAGGCAAAGAUUGAUGAUCGCGUUAGAUGUUGCUAGAGGUGUCGAGUAUCUGCAUUGUUUCGGACACCAAAGUUUUAUUCAUAGAGAUCUUAAACCCUGCAAUAUCCUACUCGGUAAUGAUAUGCGGGCCAAGGUUGCAGACUUUGGACUUGCUCGACCCCUCCCCCUUGGGAAAGAUUCGUUUGUGACAAAAGUAGCUGGAACUUUCGGGUACUUUGCACCCGAAUACGCAGAGAUGGGUGAGGUAUCGACCAAAAUCGAUGUGUACAGUUUCGGGGUAAUCCUAAUGGAGCUGAUAACGGGCAGAAGGGCACGAGGCACAACACUAGAAGAGGAAAGUGUGCCAUUGGUGAAAUGGUUCCUACAAACGUACAAAGAUGAAGUUACCUUCCGAAAGGCCGUUGACCCAGCCCUAGACCUUGAUGAAGAAACACUAGCCUGUGUGAGUACAGUGGCGGAAUUAGCUGCGCAUUGUUGUGCGUCUAAACCACACAAGAGGCCUAACAUGAGCCAAGUAGUCAAUGUUCUCUCGUACCUCGUAGACCCAUGGAACAUGUCUGAACCGGAAUAUGAAGGUGUCGAUAUAGACAUGAACCUUGACACUGGCUCGUUUACUUCACUGGAUGGACGAUGACGAUCUUAAAGCAACUUAAUUGUUGGUUUAUACAAAACAAUAUUCUUUUGAUUGUUAAUAUCUUUGCUUUU
Molecule: messenger RNA, 1543 nt
Organism: Helianthus annuus (common sunflower)
Lineage: Eukaryota; Viridiplantae; Streptophyta; Magnoliopsida; Asterales; Asteraceae
Product: receptor protein kinase TMK1
Exons: 2
Coding region: 363-1472 (369 amino acids)
Biological process (GO): protein phosphorylation
Molecular function (GO): protein kinase activity; ATP binding
Source: RefSeq, a predicted model, not a curated record